This is a messenger RNA of Mus pahari (shrew mouse), 1821 nucleotides long. It is a transcript of the gene Atp5f1b, whose product is annotated as ATP synthase F1 subunit beta. The record is from RefSeq and is a predicted model, not a curated record. Gene Ontology annotation, molecular function: ATP binding; ATP hydrolysis activity; proton-transporting ATP synthase activity, rotational mechanism. The transcript is spliced from 10 exons. The coding region runs from base 97 to 1686 and encodes 529 amino acids. Gene Ontology annotation, biological process: proton transmembrane transport; proton motive force-driven mitochondrial ATP synthesis. NCBI's taxonomy places the organism in Eukaryota, Metazoa, Chordata, Mammalia, Rodentia, Muridae.
CCCAAUGACUGUGCCUACGGCGGAGGUUGCCCCGCCCCAGCUGCAGGACCGGCGGAGAGGAUCGCUGCGGCACUCAGUCUCCACCCGGACUCCGCCAUGUUGAGUCUUGUGGGCCGUGUGGCCUCGGCCUCGGCCUCCGGGGCCUUGCGGGGACUCAGCCCUUCGGCGGCGCUGCCACAGGCGCAGCUUCUACUGCGAGCUGCUCCCGCCGGGGUCCAUCCUGCCAGAGACUAUGCGGCGCAGGCGUCUGCGGCCCCGAAGGCAGGCACCGCCACCGGGCGAAUCGUGGCAGUCAUCGGCGCCGUGGUGGACGUCCAGUUCGAUGAGGGGUUACCUCCCAUCCUAAAUGCCCUGGAAGUGCAAGGCAGGGACAGCAGACUAGUUUUGGAGGUGGCCCAGCAUUUAGGGGAGAGCACGGUAAGAACUAUUGCUAUGGACGGCACGGAAGGCUUGGUUAGAGGCCAGAAAGUACUGGAUUCAGGGGCACCAAUCAAAAUUCCUGUUGGUCCUGAGACCUUGGGCAGAAUCAUGAAUGUCAUUGGAGAACCGAUUGAUGAGAGAGGUCCUAUCAAAACCAAACAAUUCGCUCCUAUUCAUGCUGAGGCUCCUGAGUUCAUAGAGAUGAGUGUGGAACAGGAGAUUCUGGUAACUGGGAUAAAGGUUGUGGAUCUGCUGGCCCCAUACGCCAAGGGUGGGAAAAUCGGACUCUUCGGAGGUGCUGGCGUUGGAAAGACAGUGCUGAUCAUGGAGUUAAUCAACAAUGUCGCCAAAGCCCAUGGUGGUUACUCUGUAUUUGCUGGUGUUGGUGAGAGGACCCGUGAGGGCAAUGAUUUAUACCAUGAAAUGAUUGAAUCUGGUGUUAUCAACCUAAAAGAUGCCACCUCCAAGGUAGCAUUGGUAUAUGGGCAGAUGAACGAACCACCUGGCGCUCGAGCCCGAGUAGCUCUGACUGGUCUGACCGUUGCUGAAUACUUCAGAGACCAGGAGGGCCAAGAUGUCCUGCUGUUUAUUGACAACAUCUUCCGCUUUACCCAGGCUGGCUCAGAGGUAUCUGCCUUAUUGGGCAGAAUCCCUUCUGCUGUAGGCUACCAGCCUACCCUAGCCACUGACAUGGGUACAAUGCAGGAAAGGAUCACCACUACCAAGAAGGGAUCUAUCACCUCGGUGCAGGCUAUCUAUGUGCCCGCUGAUGACCUGACUGACCCUGCUCCUGCAACCACCUUUGCCCAUUUGGAUGCUACCACUGUGCUGUCCCGGGCUAUUGCUGAGUUGGGCAUCUAUCCAGCUGUGGAUCCACUGGACUCCACCUCUCGAAUUAUGGAUCCCAACAUUGUUGGCAGUGAGCAUUAUGAUGUUGCCCGAGGGGUGCAGAAAAUCCUGCAGGACUACAAAUCUCUCCAGGACAUCAUUGCCAUCUUGGGUAUGGAUGAACUUUCUGAGGAAGAUAAAUUGACUGUGUCCCGGGCGAGGAAGAUACAGCGCUUCUUGUCUCAGCCAUUCCAGGUUGCUGAGGUCUUCACGGGUCACAUGGGAAAGCUGGUGCCCUUGAAGGAGACCAUUAAAGGAUUCCAGCAGAUUUUAGCAGGUGAAUAUGAUCAUCUCCCAGAACAAGCCUUCUACAUGGUGGGACCCAUUGAAGAAGCCGUGGCAAAGGCUGAUAAGCUGGCAGAAGAGCACGGGUCGUGAGGGGCUCUUCAGCCAAACACAGCUCUCCAAGCGGAGAGCUCAGGUUUCCAUGUAGGCCACACAAGAGCCUUGAUUGAAGAUGUGAUGUUCUCUCUGAAGAGUAUUUAAAGUUUUCAAUAAAGUAUAUACCCCUCA